Pogona vitticeps (central bearded dragon) is the source of this 15109-nucleotide messenger RNA. NCBI's taxonomy places the organism in Eukaryota, Metazoa, Chordata, Lepidosauria, Squamata, Agamidae. The record is from RefSeq and is a predicted model, not a curated record.
GACUCAUGGCAGAUGAAUAAGCAAAGAUGGCGGCCAUGGUUCCCCCAGUGAAGCUGAAAUGGCUUGAACAUCUGAACAGCUCGUGGAUCACGGAAGACAGUGAAUCUAUAGCCACCAGGGAGGGCGUCUCCAUCUUGUAUGCCAAGUUAGUCAGUAAUAAAGAAGUUGUGCCCUUGCCCCAGCAAGUUCUCUGUCUUAAAGGGCCCCAGCUGCCAGAUUUUGAACGUGAGUCCUUAUCCAGCGAUGAGCAGGACCACUACCUGGACGCCCUCCUCAGCAGCCAGCUGGCCCUGGCUAAGAUGGUGUGUUCCGACUCCCCCUUUGCUGGGGCCCUUCGUAAACGCUUGCUGGUGCUGCAGCGCAUCUUUUACGCACUUUCCAAUAAGUAUCAUGAUAAAGGCAAGGUCAAGCAGCAGCAGCAUUCUCCAGAAAGCAGCUCCGGGUCGAUGGACAUCCAUUCGGUCAGCGAGCGGCCGAGGUCAAGCACAGACGCGCUUAUAGAAAUGGGUGUCCGAACUGGACUGAGCCUCUUGUUUGCACUGUUACGGCAAAGCUGGAUGAUGCCCGCUUCAGGAACCGGACUUAGUCUUUGCAACGACGUCAUCCACACGGCGAUUGAGGUCGUGAGCUCUUUGCCGCCUUUGUCCUUAGCGAAUGAAAGUAAAAUCCCAGCCAUGGGACUGGACUGCCUCUCUCAGGUCACCACCUUUCUGAAAGGGGUCACGAUCCCUAACUCUGGAGCAGAUACUCUUGGCCGGCGGCUGGCGUCCGAACUGCUGCUGGGCUUGGCCGCUCAGCGCGGCUCCCUGCGGUACCUCCUGGAGUGGAUCGAGAUGGCACUAAGUGCCUCCGCUGUGGUCAGCGCCAUGGACAAAACCAAGAUGCUGCCGUCUCAGGAGGGGAUGAUCAGCUUUGAUUGUUUCAUGAAUAUCUUAAUGCAGAUGAGGCGAUCAUUGGGAUCGUCUGCUGAUCGAAGUCAGUGGAGGGAACCCACGCGCACCUCUGAGGGGUUGUGUUCUCUCUAUGAAGCAGCUUUGUGUCUCUUUGAGGAGGUUUGUCGCAUGGCCUCGGAUUACUCCAGGACGUGUGCUAGUCCGGACAGCAUUCAGACUGGGGAUGCGCCCAUUGUGUCUGAGACGUGCGAAGUGUAUGUCUGGGGCAGCAACAGCAGCCACCAGCUCGUGGAAGGAACGCAAGAGAAAAUCCUUCAGCCCAAGCUGGCUCCAAGUUUUUCUGAUGCUCAGACAAUUGAAGCCGGCCAGUACUGCACUUUUGUGAUCUCGACGGAUGGCUCCGUUCGGGCGUGCGGCAAGGGGAGCUAUGGCCGGCUGGGCCUCGGCGAUUCCAACAAUCAGUCCACGCUGAAAAAGCUGACUUUCGAGCCUCACCGAUCCAUCAAAAAGGUGUCAUCGUCUAAAGGCUCUGACGGCCACACCCUGGCGUUCACGACGGAAGGCGAGGUCUUCAGCUGGGGCGAUGGAGACUACGGGAAGCUGGGCCAUGGGAACAGCUCCACCCAGAAGUACCCCAAGCUGAUCCAGGGGCCUUUGCAAGGAAAGGUGGUAGUCUGUGUCUCAGCCGGAUACCGACAUAGCGCUGCUGUUACAGAAGAUGGGGAAUUAUACACCUGGGGAGAAGGAGACUUUGGAAGACUAGGUCACGGCGACAGCAAUAGCCGAAACAUUCCAACUUUAGUCAAAGAUAUCAGCAACGUAGGAGAGGUUUCCUGCGGCAGUUCACAUACCAUCGCUUUAUCCAAAGAUGGACGGACCGUUUGGUCAUUUGGUGGAGGAGAUAAUGGCAAGCUUGGCCAUGGCGACACCAACCGAGUGUACAAACCAAAAGUGAUAGAGGCCCUGCAGGGGAUGUUCAUACGGAAAGUCUGUGCAGGAAGCCAGUCUUCGCUGGCGCUGACAUCCACUGGGCAGGUGUACGCCUGGGGUUGUGGCGCGUGCCUGGGGUGCGGCUCCUCGGAAGCGACGGCGCUCCGGCCCAAGCUGAUCGAAGAGCUGGCAGCCACGCGCAUCGUGGACGUUUCCAUCGGGGACAGCCACUGCUUGGCCCUUUCUCAUGACAACGAAGUGUACGCCUGGGGCAACAAUUCCAUGGGGCAGUGUGGCCAAGGAAACUCCACCGGGCCCAUCACGAAGCCCAAGAAAGGGAGCGGCUUAGAUGGAGUCGCCAUUCAGCAGAUUUCGGCUGGAACAUCCCACAGUCUGGCCUGGACAGCCCUUCCCCGAGACAGGCAAGUGGUGGCUUGGCACAGACCGUACUGUGUGGAUCUGGAAGAAAGCACCUUCUCCCAUCUCCGUUCUUUCCUUGAGCAGUAUUGCGACAAAAUCAACAGCGAAGUUCCUCCACUUCCUUUCCCUUCCUCCAGGGAGCACCACCAUUUCUUGAAGCUGUGUCUGAAGUUACUCUCUAACCACCUUGCUCUCGCAUUAGCUGGCGGAGUCGCCACAAGCAUCCUUGGGAGGCAGGCAGGACCGCUGAGGAACUUGCUGUUUCGCUUGAUGGACUCUUCUGUCCCGGACGAAAUCCAGGAAGUUGUGAUUGAGACCCUGUCGGUGGGCGCCACGAUGCUGCUGCCUCCCUUGAGGGAGAGGAUGGAGCUGCUGCAUUCGCUUCUCCCCCAAGGUCCGGACCGGUGGGAGAGCCUGUCCAAAGGCCAGAGAAUGCAGUUGGAUAUCAUCCUGACCAGUCUGCAGGAUCACACGCAUGUAGCCUCCCUGCUUGGCUAUAGCUCCCCCUCAGACACCACAGAUGUCUCCUCUCUCUGUAUCGCCUACGGAAACAUCUCUGAUCCAACCUACGGUGCCCAGAGUCACCAUCCGGACACCCACCUGGCAGAAAUUUUAAUGAAGACUCUUCUGCGCAAUUUAGGAUUUUAUACUGACCAAGCGUUUGGAGAGCUGGAAAAGAACAGUGACAAAUUUUUACUAGGGACAUCGUCAUCGGAAAACAGUCAGCCCGCUCACCUUCACGAGCUGCUGUGUUCCUUGCAGAAGCAGCUUCUGGCGUAUUGUCACAUCAGCAGUGUUGGCGAGAACUCCAGCAGCGUGGCGCUCUUGCACAAACACCUCCAGCUUCUCCUGCCUCACGCCACGGACAUCUAUUCCCGCUCUGCGAUUCUCCUCAAGGAGAGCUCUUGGAAUGGCAGCGUUGGAGAAAAACUCAGAGAGGUCAUCUAUGUUUCUGCGGCAGGAAGUAUGCUUUGCCAAAUCGUGAAUUCUUUACUCCUGCUGCCGGUCUCCGUCGCCCGGCCUUUGCUGAGCUACCUGCUAGAUCUGUUGCCACCCCUGGAUCGCCUUAACAGGUUGCUGCCGGCUGCUGUGCUUUUAGAAGAUCAGGAGUUACAGUGGCCUCUCCAUGGUGGUCCCGAAUUGGUGGAUCCAGCCGGAGUUCUGCCCUUGCCCCAGCCUGCCCAAGCCUGGGUGUGGCUGGUGGACCUCGAGAGGACGGUGGCCCUGCUCAUUGGGCGCUGCCUGGGAGGGAUGCUCCAAGGCUCCCCCAUGUCACCCGAGGAGCAGGACGCCGCGUACUGGUUGAAGACGCCGCUGUUCAGUGACGGAGCCGAAAUGGAUAUCCCACAAUUAGACAAGUCCAUGAGCUCUCUCUUGGAAGUGGCCCUCUCUGGCAAUGAGGAACGGAAGCCCUUUGACUACAAGCUGCGGCCUGAAAUUUCUGUCUUUGUGGAUUUGGCCUUGGGGUGCGCCAAGGAGCCUGCCCGUAGCCUCUGGAUCAACAUGCAGGACUAUGCCGUGAGUAAAGAUUGGGACAGUGCCACCUUGAGCAACGAAUCGCUGUUGGACACCGUCUCCAGAUUUGUUCUCGCUGCCCUCUUGAAGCAUACAAAUUUACUCAGUCAAGCAAGUGGAGAGAGCAGGUAUCAGCCUGGCAAAGCAUUAGUGGAAGUAUAUCGGUGCGUGUAUAAAGUUCGGAGUCGUCUGCUGGCUUGCAAAAACAUGGAACUUAUUCAGACUCGGUCUUCCUCAAGAGAUAGAUGGAUGUCAGAAAAUCCAGACGCUUCAGACAUGGAUGCCCAGGAGAACUCCUUCACCCGAACCAUUGACGAGGAAGCGGAAAUGGAAGAGCAGGCAGAGAGAGAGCGGGACGAGGGACAUCCGGAACAAGAAGAUGAAGAUGAGGAGAGGGAGCAUGAAGUGAUGACGGCCGGGAAAAUAUUUCAAUGUUUCCUAUCAGCCCGUGAGGUAGCUCGCAGUCGAGACCGGGAGCGCAUAAAUGGUGGGGCGGGGUCUCGUGCUGACGAGCAGCCCUCUCAGUCCCAGCAAGAGCGCCGGAUCAGCAGAGACCUUCCCGAAGGGCAGGACGUGUACACGGCCGCGUGCAACUCGGUCAUCCAUCGGUGCGCCUUGCUGAUUUUGGGGGUCAGCCCCGUGAUUGAGGAGCUGCAGAAGCGGAGAGACGAAGGAGUUUUGCAGCAGCUUUCCAGCGGCACCCCGGAGGGGAUGGGGCUCAUGACCAGAAGUGAGAGCCUGACCGCAGAGAGCCGUUCCGUCCAUUCCCCCUCGAGCUACAAGCUGAUCAAAUCAAGGAGUGAAUCUGACCUGUCCCAACCUGAAUCAGAUGAAGAAGGUUACUCACUGAGCGGAAGGAGGAAUGUGGAUUUGGACUUGGCCUCGUCCCACAGGAAGAGGGGCGGUGCCCUCCAGAGCCCCAUUGAAGCCCUGAGCGAUUCGUGGAGUCGGCUGAAGCACAGAGACUGGCUCUCCAGCUCCUCGUACUUGUUUGGGGAGUCGGAUUUUGACUUCACCAAAUCCGUCGGAGUCCACACUCUGAUUGAGAAUGUGAUCAGCUUUGUUAGUGGGGACGUGGGAAGCUCCCCGGGAUUUAAAGAGCCUGAAGAAAGCAUGUCUACCAGCCCUCAAGCCUACAUCAUUGCCAUGGAGCAGCAGCAGCAGAGAGCAGAGCUGCAUCUGGAGGCCCUUCAUCAGAUCCUGGUGUUGCUUUCUGGCAUGGAAGAAAAAGGCAGCGCUUCGUCCCUGGGGAACCGCCAUGGGCUGGCGUUCCAGUCAUCUUCACUUCUCACCUCUGUGAGAUUGCAGUUCCUGGCUGGGUGCUUUGGCCUGGGCACCGUCGGACAAGCCGGCUCGAACGGAGAGAGCAUCCGUCUGCAUCACUACCAGGAUGGCAUCAGGGCGGCUAAGAGAAACAUUCAGACUGAAAUUCAGGUGGCCGUGCACAAGAUCUAUCAGCAGCUCUCUGCCACUUUGGAACGGGCCUUGCAGGCCAAUAAACACCACAUAGAGGCGCAACAACGCCUGCUGUUGGUCACGGUGUUUGCCCUCAGCGUCCACUACCAGCCCGUCGACGUCUCCUUGGCCAUCUCUACGGGAUUGUUAAACGUCUUGUCCCAGUUAUGCGGCACAGACACCAUGCUCGGGCAGCCGCUGCAGCUGUUGCCCAAAACGGGGGUUUCCCAGCUGAGCACCGCUUUAAAAGUAGCCAGCACAAGGCUGCUCCAGAUCCUUGCCAUCACCACAGGAACCUACGCAGAUAAGCUCAGCCCCAAAGUGGUUCAGUCCCUGCUGGACCUGCUGUGCAGCCAACUGAAAAACCUGUUAUCCCAAGCGGGCGUGAUGCUGAUGGCUUCCUUUGGGGAAAAAGAAGACGGGGAGCAGGAACAGGAGGAUGAAAAAAAGGUGGAAUCGAAUGGAGAAAACGAAAGGAAAGAUUUCCGAGUGGCUCUCCGGAAGCAGCAUGCGGCCGAGUUACAUUUAGGAGACUUUUUGGUCUUUCUCCGGAGGGUGGUUUCUUCAAAGGCCAUUCAGUCAAAAAUGGCUUCUCCAAAAUGGACCGAGGUGCUCCUGAACAUUGCUUCUCAGAAGUGCUGCUCAGGUGUACCUCUGGUUGGCAAUUUGAGGACCAGGCUGCUUGCCCUCCAUGUGUUGGAAGCUGUGUUGCCUGCUUGUGAAUCCGGUGUGGAAGACGACCAGAUGGCUCAGGUGAUUGAGCGGUUAUUCGCCCUUCUCUCUGACUGUAUGUGGGAAAGUCCAGUUGCUCAAGCCAAGCACGGCCUUCAGAUCAAGGAGAAAGAGCAAGAAAUGAAACUGCAGAAACAGGGUGAAUCGGAGGAAGAGGACGAGAACCUCCCCAUCCAGGAGGUCUCCUUCGACCCCGAGAAGGCUCAGUGCUGCCUCGUGGAGAACGGCCAGAUCUUAACACACGGCAGUGGCGGAAAGGGAUACGGGCUCGCGUCCACGGGAGUCACUUCUGGGUGUUACCAGUGGAAGUUCUACAUUGUGAAGGAGAAUCGAGGCAACGAAGGGACGUGCGUGGGAGUGUCUCGGUGGCCCGUCCACGAUUUCAACCAUCGCACCACCUCUGAUAUGUGGCUGUACCGGGCAUAUAGUGGCAACCUCUACCAUAACGGGGAGCAGACCCUGACGCUGACGAGUUUCACCCAAGGAGACUUUAUCACUUGUGUGUUGGAUAUGGAAGCGAGAACCAUUUCCUUUGGCAAAAAUGGAGAGGAACCAAAAUUGGCUUUUGAAGAUGUGGAUGCUGCAGAAUUAUAUCCUUGUGUGAUGUUUUAUAGCAGUAACCCUGGAGAAAAGGUCAAAAUCUGUGACAUGCAGAUGCGUGGCACCCCACGGGACUUGCUGCCGGGGGACCCCAUUUGCAGCCCCGUCGCCACGGUGCUCGCGGAGGCCACGAUCCAGCUCAUCCGCAUCCUCCACCGGACAGACCGCUGGACGCACUGCAUCAACAAGAAGAUGAUGGAGCGGCUCCACAAGAUCAAGCCCUGCCUGAAGGAAGCCGGUCAGAAGCUCAAGAAGAGCCGCUCCGUCCAGAGCCGGGAAGAGAGCGAGGGGCGGGAGGAGAAGGAGAGUCGGGAGGAGGAGAAGAGCAAGCCCGGCGGGGGCGGCCGGCACGGGCUGGCCGACCUCUCGGAGGCCCAGCUCAAGACCCUCUGCGUGGAAGUGUGGCCGGUCCUGGCUGUGAUGGGCGGGGUGGACGCCGGGCUGAGAGUCGGAGGCCGCUGCGUCCACAAGCAGACCGGGCGCCACGCCACCUUGCUCGGCGUGGUCAAAGAAGGCAGCACAUCCGCCAAAGUCCAGUGGGACGAAGCCGAGAUCACAAUCAGCUUCCCAACUUUUUGGUCGCCUAGUGAUACCCCCUUGUAUAAUCUGGAACCUUGCGAGCCCCUGCCUUUUGACGUUGCGAGAUUCCGCGGACUGACCGCCACUGUCCUGCUGGACCUGACCUACCUGACGGGGAUCCAUGAAGACCUGGGCAAGCCGAGCGCCAAGCGGCAUGAGAAGAAACACAAGCACGACUCGGAAGACAAAGGAGACGUCGACCAGAAGCCGGAAGGCGAUCCUGCCUCUGAGGCGCAGCCCGUGCCAAGCGCCGAGGAGGCCAAGGGACCCGGAGCCUCGAGCGCCAGAUCCGAAAACGAAAUCCCGCCUUUCUCUUUAGAAUCCAUUUCUUUGGGCGUGGAGGGCCAGCAUCUGAACGCCGAAGGCAAAAGGAAGAAUCACGAGAAUCACGCUCCCAAGAAUCACGACGUUGUGCAGUCGGAAAUCCGGGCGGUGCAGUUGUCGUACCUCUACCUCGGGGCGAUGAAGUCACUCAGCACUCUCCUGAGUUGCAGUAAAUACGCGGAGCUGCUGCUGAUCCCCAAAGUCCUGGCGGAGAGCGGUCAUAAUUCAGACUGUGCGAGCUCUCCCGUGGUCCACGAAGAUGUGGAGAUGCGGGCCGCCUUGCAGUUCUUGAUGCGCCACAUGGUGAAACGGGCGGUCCUGCGCUCGCCCAUCAAGAGGGCGCUGGGGCUGGCGGACCUGGAACGAGCGCAAGCGAUGAUCUACAAACUAGUGAUUCAUGGACUGUUGGAGGACCCGUGUGGUAGCAAGAUCAAGCAAGAGCUGGACCAGCCGGCCGAGGAGAGCGACCCGGCCCAGCAGGCCCAGACCCCCGUGACCACGAGUCCCUCCGCCUCAAGCACCACGUCGUUCAUGAGCAGCUCUCUGGAGGAUACGACCACCGCCACGACACCGGUCACGGAUACGGAAACCGUGCCUGCCUCCGAGUCGCCAGGCGUCCUGCCUCUGAGCCUGCUGAGGCAAAUGUUCUCCAGCUACCCCACAACAGCUGUGCUUCCAGCCAGACGGGCCCAGACUCCCCCCAUAUCCUCUUUGCCGACAUCUCCCUCCGACGAGGUGGGCAGGAGACAAUCGCUCACCUCUCCUGACUCCCAGUCUGCGAGACCCACCAAUCGCACGGCUUUGUCAGACCCGAGCAGCCGCCUUUCCACCUCUCCUCCUCCGCCUGCGAUCGCCGUGCCCUUGCUGGAGAUGGGCUUCUCCCUCCGGCAGAUUGCAAAAGCCAUGGAAGCGACAGGCGCCCGAGGCGAAGCAGACGCCCAGAACAUUACCGUCCUGGCCAUGUGGAUGAUUGAGCACCCUGGGAAUGAGGAAGAGGAAGAGCCUCAGUUGGAGGACUCGGCAGAUUCUCGCCACAGUACGGCCGUUCCCGGGGGCGGUGGGAAGUCCAGCGACCAGUGCUACCUGCAGUCUCCUGGGGACAUCCCUUCAGUCGACGCCACCGAAAUGGAAGAAGGCUUCAUCUAAAGCCAGGACAACGUGGAUCAUGCUGAAAACGCUGCCUCUGGGAGCGGGCCCACCUCGCGGGGCCGAUCCGCCGUGAGCAGAAGACACAAGUUUGACCUGGCUGCCCGGACGCUGCUGGCACGAGCCGCGGGAUUGUACCGCUCUGUACAGGCCCAUAGGAACCAGAGCCGGAGAGAAGGGAUCUCCUUGCCGCAAGACCCCGGCGCUUUGUACGACUUCAACUUGGACGAGGAGCUAGAGAUCGACCUGGACGACGAAGCCAUGGAGGCCAUGUUUGGGCAGGACCUGGCCAGUGAUCAUGACAUUCUGGGAAUGUGGGUCCCAGAGGUACUGGAUUGGCCAACCUGGCACGUGUGCGAAUCGGAGGACAGGGAAGAAGCGGUGGUGUGUGAGCUGUGCGAAUCCAGCGUGGUCAGCUUCAAUCAACACAUGAAGAGGAACCACCCCGGCUGCGGCCGCAGCGCGAACCGGCAAGGCUACCGCAGCAACGGCUGCUACGUGGACGGCUGGUUUGGUGGCGAAUGUGGAAGUGGGAACCCUUACUACCUCCUGUGCGGCAGCUGCCGAGAGAAAUACCUGGCCCUGAAGAGCAAAUCUAAGACCUCUGCCUCUGAAAGAUAUAAAGGCCAAGCCCCGGAUCUGAUCGGCAAGCAGGACAGCGUCUGUGAAGAGGACUGGGACAUGUUGGAUGUUGACGAGGACGAGAAGCUGACGGGUGAAGAAGAGUUUGAACUGCUGGCCGGGCCCCUCGGCUUGAAUGACCGCCGCAUCGUGCCCGAGCCCGUUCAGUUCCCAGACAGCGAUCCGCUGGGGGCCUCGGUUGCCAUGGUCACCGCCACCAACAGCAUGGAGGAAACCCUGAUGCAGAUCGGUUGUCAUGGCUCUGUGGAAAAAAGUUCUUCUGGGAGGAUUACCUUGGGCGAGCAGGCGGCUGCUUUGGUGAAUCCGCACGACCGGGUGAUGGCUUUGAGGAGGGUGACGGCUGCAGCCCAGGUCCUGCUGGCCCGAACGAUGGUCAUGAGAGCCCUCUCUCUGCUUUCUGUCAGCGGCUCCAGUUGCAGCCUUGCAGCAGGACUGGAAUCCUUGGGUCUAACCGACAUUCGGACCUUGGUCCGGCUGAUGUGCCUGGCAGCGGCCGGGCGGGCGGGCCUCUCCACCAGCCCCUGCACUGCGUCGGGCGCUUCCGAGAGGUCUCGAGGGGUGCACCGUAAAAUGAGCAAGCCCAUCUCCUGCUUGGCUUACCUGAGCACGGCGGUCGGCUGCCUGGCGUCAAAUACCCCAAGCGCUGCAAAAUUGCUGGUUCAGUUGUGUACUCAGAACUUAAUAUCGGCCGCCACCGGCGUCAAUCUGACCACCGUGGAUGAUCCGGUGCAACGAAAAUUCCUGCCGAGCUUUUUGCGAGGAAUCGCAGAAGAAAACAAGCUCGUGACGUCCCCCAACUUUGUGGUCACUCAGGCGCUCGUUGCCUUACUGGCGGACAAGGGGGCCAAGCUGAGGCCCAACUACGACAAAGCGGAAGUGGAGAAGAAAGGCCCUCUGGAGCUGGCGAACGCCCUGGCGGCUUGCUGCCUCUCUUCGCGGCUGUCCUCGCAGCAUCGGCAGUGGGCCGCUCAGCAGCUCGUCCGGACGCUGGCGGCACACGACCGGGACAACCAGAGCAGCCCCCAGACCCUGGCGGACAUGGGCGGGGACCUGCGCAAGUGCUCCUUCAUCAAGCUGGAGGCGCAUCAGAACAGGGUAACAACUUGCGUGUGGUGCAACAAAAAAGGCCUUUUGGCAACCAGUGGCAACGAUGGAACGAUCCGGGUGUGGAACGUGACCAAGAAGCAGUACUCCUUACAACAGACAUGCGUGUUCAACAAACUGGAAAGUGACUCUGAGGAAAACCUGGGCUCCCCCAGCGAUCCGAGCCUCUCCCUGGCCUGCUGGAGCGUGAGUGGCAAGUACCUGGCUGGCGCUGUGGAGAAGACGGUGAACGUCUGGCAAGUCAACGGAGGAAAAGGUCUCCUGGACGUCCAGCCCCACUGGGUGUCUGCUUUGACGUGGCCGGAGGAAGGGCCCUCGGCGGGAGCCUGGACUGGAGAGGCUCCGGAGUUCCUGCUCGUCGGCCGCCUGGAUGGGUCUCUCGGCCUGAUCGAAGUCCUGGACGUUUCCACCCUGCGCCGCGUGGAGCUGGAGCACUGCUUCCGGAAGGACGUCUCCGUGACCUGCCUGGCGUGGUUUGGCGAGGACAGACCGUUUGCCGUGGGCUAUUUGGACGGGAAGUUGCUGGUCGGCACAAGGGAGCCCGUGGAGAAAGGAGGCAUCGUUUUAGUGGAGGCCCACAAGGACACCAUCCUCAGCAUGAAAUGGGACCCGACUGGGAAGAUCCUCCUGACGUGCGCCAAGGAGGAGUCGGUCAAGCUGUGGGGACACAUGGGGGGUGGCUGGCGGCACCUCUACUCCCUCUCCCAUCAGGCCGUCGUCAACGCCAUCGCCUGGUGCAGCCUCCCAGGGAAAGGCGCCCAGCCCCUGCUCCUGCUGGCUACCGGAUGCCAGAAUGGCUUGCUUUGCGUUUGGACGGUUCCCCAGGAGGAGCGGGUCUUGCUGCAGUCGAGUCUGAAUUGUUCCGAGGGAUGGUGGGACGAAGACGCCGGCAGCAAGGAGGCCUACAGAAAAUCAGCUGCGGACGCCAAGUGCAUUUAUCAGUUGAAAGGCCAUAUCACUCCUAUUCGGACUGUGGCCUUCAGUGCGGACGGACUGGCCUUAGCGUCGGGAGGACUCGGGGGGCUGAUAAACAUUUGGUCUCUGCGGGAUGGCUCAGUUUUACAGAGUGUUGUCAUAGGCUCUGGAGCUGUUCAGACCACCGUCUGGAUUCCUGAAAUUGGAGUAGCUGCAUGUUCCAGUCGAUCAAAGGAUGUCUUGGUGGUCAGUUGCACGCCGGACUGGAUCUCUUCUAACCACGUCCUUGCCACGUGCCGAAGCGCUUUGAAACAGCAGGGCAUUAUUGGGCUGAACAUGGCUCCUUGUAUGAGGGCUUUCCUGGAACGCCUGCCCAUCAUGCUUCAGGAGCAGUACGCUUACGAGAAGCCUUACGUGGUUUGUGGCGACCAGCUGGUCCACAGUCCGUACAUGCAGUGCCUGGCCUCGCUCGCCGUGGGGCUCCGCCUGGACCAGCUCCAGUGCCACCCGCCCGUGGCCCCUCACCACCGGAACAGCCCGCCAGACCCUUCGGCUUGGAACCCCAAUGAGUGGGCUUGGCUGGAGUGCUUCUCGACCACCAUCAAAGCAGCGGAAGCUCUGGCCAAGGGGGCCACCUUCCCCGGCUCCUUCACGGUCCCGGACCUGGAGCCUGUGCCGGAGGAUGAGCUGGCCCUCCUGAUGGAUAACGGCAAAUGGAUCAAUGGGAUGGAUGAGCAGAUUAUGUCCUGGGCAACGUCACGGCCGGAGGACUGGCACCUCGGCGGGAAGUGCGACGUGUACCUCUGGGGCGCCGGGAGGCACGGGCAGCUGGCGGAGGCUGGAAGGAACGUCAUGGUGCCCGUCUCAGCCCCCUCCUUCUCACAAGCCCAGCAGGUCAUUUGUGGCCAGAACUGCACAUUUGUGAUUCAGGCCAAUGGGACCGUUCUGGCCUGUGGAGAAGGGAGUUACGGCCGCCUGGGCCAAGGAAACUCAGAUGAUCUGCACGUGCUGACUGUCAUUUCAGCCUUGCAAGGCUUUGUUGUCACCCAGCUGGUGACGUCGUGUGGAUCGGACGGGCACUCCAUGGCGCUGACAGAGAGCGGCGAAGUUUUCAGCUGGGGAGAUGGAGAUUACGGCAAGCUGGGCCAUGGCAACAGCGACCGGCAACGCCGACCCAGGCAGAUCGAAGCCUUGCAAGGGGAAGAGGUGGUGCAGAUGUCCUGUGGCUUCAAGCACUCGGCCGUGGUGACUGCGGAUGGCAAGCUGUUCACCUUUGGAAACGGGGACUACGGGCGGCUGGGAUUAGGGAACACGUCCAACAAGAAGCUUCCGGAAAGAGUGACGGCCCUCGAGGGCUAUCAGAUCGGAGAGGUGGCCUGUGGGCUCAACCACACCAUUGUUGUGUCCACUGAGGGUUCCAUGGUUUGGGCUUUUGGUGACGGUGACUACGGGAAACUGGGCCUGGGAAACUCGACCGCAAAAUCCUCACCGCAGAAAGUGGACAUUCUUUGUGGGAUUGGCAUCAAAAAAGUGGCCUGUGGGACCCAGUUCUCCGUUGCCCUGACCAAAGAUGGACACGUGUAUACCUUUGGGCAAGACCGGCUGAUCGGUUUGCCCGAAGGCCGGGCCCGCAACCACAACCGCCCUCAGCAAGUUCCAGCCCUAUCGGGAGUUUUCAUCGAAGACAUUGCCGUGGGGGCCGAGCACACCCUCGCCCUCUCUUCUUCGGGGGACGUCUAUGCCUGGGGGAGCAACUCAGAAGGGCAGCUCGGGCUGGGCCACACCAACCACGUCCGGGAGCCAACGCUGAUCACGUUCCUGCAAGGGAAGAACGUCCGGCAGAUCUCGGCGGGCCGAUGCCACAGUGCCGCCUGGACGGCUCCCCCUGUGCCCCCGCGAGCGCCAGGCGUCUCUGUGCCUUUACAGCUGGGCCUCCCGGAUGUGGUCCCGCCCCAGUACGGGUCCCUGAAGGACGUGAGCCCCCACACGGUCCGGGCGAGGCUCCGGCUCCUCUACCACUUCUCUGACCUCAUGUACUCCUCGUGGAGGCUGUUGAACCUCAGCCCCAACCACCAGAACAGCACAUCCCAUUACAAUGCCGGAACGUGGGGGAUCGUCCAAGGCCAGCUGCGCCCCUUGUUGGCCCCCCGGGUGUACACCCUCCCCAUGGUCCGCUCCAUAGGGAAAACCAUGGUGCAAGGGAAGAACUACGGCCCUCAGAUCACCGUCAGAAGGAUCUCCACCAGAGGUCGGAAAUGCAAGCCCAUCUUCGUUCAGAUUGCGAGGCAAGUCGUGAAGCUGAACGCGUCGGACCUUCGCCUGCCCUCCCGUGCCUGGAAAGUGAAAUUAGUUGGAGAAGGUGCGGACGACGCCGGGGGAGUCUUUGAUGACACGAUUACAGAAAUGUGCCAGGAACUUGAAACUGGUGUGGUCAACCUCCUGAUUCCUUCCCCAAAUGCAACGGCUGAAGUUGGCUACAACAGAGAUCGGUUCCUCUUCAACCCUUCCGCCUGCCUCGAUGAGCACCUGAUGCAGUUCAAGUUUCUGGGCAUUCUGAUGGGGGUGGCCAUCCGUACCAAGAAGCCAUUAGACCUCCAUCUGGCCCCCAUGGUGUGGAAGCAGCUGUGUUGCAUCCCACUCACUCUGGAAGACCUGGAAGAGGUGGAUCUUCUCUACGUGCAAACCCUUAACAGCAUUCUUCACAUUGAAGACAGCGGGAUCACGGAGGAGAACUUCCACGAGAUGAUUCCUCUAGAUUCUUUUGUGGGCCAGAGUGCGGAUGGGAAAAUGGUUCCCAUAAUUCCUGGGGGGAACAGCAUCCCACUCACGUUCUCAAACAGAAAGGAGUAUGUGGAAAGGGCCGUUGAGUACAGACUCCACGAAAUGGACCGCCAGGUGGCUGCGGUGCGCGAAGGGAUGUCCUGGAUCGUCCCGGUCCCUUUGCUCUCCCUUCUGACUGCCAAGCAGUUGGAGCAAAUGGUGUGCGGGAUGCCGGAGAUCUCUGUGGACGUCCUGAAGAAGGUGGUGCGGUACAGAGAGGUUGACGAGCAGCACCAGUUGGUUCAGUGGUUCUGGCACACCCUGGAAGAGUUUUCAAACGAGGAGCGAGUCCUUUUCAUGCGGUUCGUGUCGGGACGAUCUCGCCUGCCGGCCAACACCGCAGACAUCUCUCAGCGUUUCCAAAUCAUGAAGGUCGAUCGGCCUUACGACAGCUUGCCUACCUCACAGACUUGUUUCUUUCAACUGCGGCUCCCCCCUUACUCCAGUCAGCUCAUCAUGGCCGAGCGUUUGCGCUAUGCAAUCAACAACUGCCGGUCGAUCGACAUGGACAAUUACAUGCUGUCCCGAAAUGUGGACAACGCCGAGGGCUCGGACACGGACUAUUAGCUCUGUGGACAGAAACCACCUUCUUUUCGCGCACACGGUGCCCUUUCAGUGUUGACACCAGUUUACGGUAACAAUAGAUGUUUUAGAAACAUAAAAAAGUGGCCACCUUUUUUUAGUUACUCUGAAUGUAACAAAAUCUAGAUGUGUUUAUUUUUUUGUGAUUGUAAACCAACAAAAAAAGAAAACUCCAAAAAGUGAGAUCUGUAAGGUUUUCCCCAUCCCCCCCUCCACCCCCAUUUGGUUCACUUUUUUGAUAAGUUUGCAUGGAGCCUUUUCUGGUGCAUUUUUGUUGGGAAUGGUACAUUUAUAAGCCCUUCCAGUGAACAUGAAGAGUUGUACAUUGUGUAUAAUUGUUCAUUAGAAAGGACAGUUUUACAUGAAUAUUCAUAUAUUUAUUUUUGUUUUAAUUUGAAAUGCCUGUGCAGGAUUCCUUACGCAGAGAAAAUAAAGCAAAUUCAAGAACUGAA